This is a messenger RNA of Protopolystoma xenopodis, 339 nucleotides long. Lineage: Eukaryota; Metazoa; Platyhelminthes; Monogenea; Polystomatidea; Polystomatidae. The record is from the annotation of a GenBank genome assembly.
AUGAGGGGAGUGGGAGCGGAGGACGGUGGUGGGCCCGAGACGGCCAACCGGGAGGCGAGAAAAGUCCGCGGCGUCCCAUACAAUCGGCCGUCCCGUCUGCUCGCCGGGAACACCUGUACCGAAUCUGUUUACUCGUGCCGGGUUCGAGCCGGCUCGGCUACCUCGACCUCUGGAAAGGGCGUAUUAGUGGUGAGUGAGGAGUCGAUGAUAAAAAUAGCUGAAAGCGACCACAACACUGAGCAAUAUUUCGCUAUUCGGUCCCCGAGAUAUUGCGGUACCAGGAAAUGUCGAUCUCGAGGGCUUGACAACGAAGCAUACGAGAUGCAGUUCGUCGCCUAA